Molecule: messenger RNA, 1923 nt
Organism: Miscanthus lutarioriparius
Lineage: Eukaryota; Viridiplantae; Streptophyta; Magnoliopsida; Poales; Poaceae
Source: the annotation of a GenBank genome assembly
AUGGAAGCUGCAAUCCCCCUCGGGGUCGCCCCCCGAGGCAGCACCGGCAUCUGCAGCUUCUCCGUACCGCUCAAGUCCUCGACCAAGCCCAGCCUCAGCUGCUUCGGCAGGGUCCCCGGAAAGCUCACGCUUUUCCCGUCCCGCGCCGUCUCCGAGGACCGCGCUGACGCCACGCCGCAGUGGCAACUCGACUUUCUUGGGGCGAGCGCUGUGACCCCCGACACGCCUGAGGACGAGGAUGAGGAGGACCUCCUCCCAGCUGAGGCCACCGAUUGGUGCGUCCGCGCGCGCCGCUCUGCCCUGCGCUCCAUCGAGGAGCGGGGCCUCGCGCCCUCGCUGCAGCGGAUGGUGUCACCGCCCAAGAAGAAGAAAAAGAAGAAGACUGCCAAGAAGAAAGAAUUCAAGAAGGCGGCCGCCGAGCUCAAGCGCCGCAAUAAGCAGGUGGAUGAUGCCGAGGCAGACGAAGACGACGACGAUGACUAUGACGUCGUUGAUGAUUUGCAGAACAUGGACGACCUGGAGCUCCGGGUCGCGCAGUUCGCCGACGGCAUGUUCGACGAAAAGCGCCAGAGAAACAGGGAGGCCUUCGUCCAAACCUUGUCCAGGUUCUCGGCCGUGCCGUCCAACCGGAGCAAAGAGGUGUCCUUGAAUCGCUCCAUCGUCCAGGCGCAAACUGCCAACGAGGUGCUGGACCUCACGGCAGAGGUGAUCACCGCUGUCGCCAAGGGUCUCAGCCCCUCGCCGCUCACGCCGCUCAACAUCGCCACUGCGCUCCACCGCAUAGCGAGGAACAUGGAGGCGGUGUCCAUGAUGCAGACGCACCGCCUUGCCUUUGCGCGCCAGAGGGACAUGUCCAUGCUCGUGGGUCUGGCCAUGGUGGCCCUGCCUGAGUGCUCGCCGCAGGGUGUCUCCAACAUCGCCUGGGCUUUGUCCAAGAUUGGCGGUGACCUGCUAUACCUGCCGGAGAUGGAUAGGAUAGCCGAUGUGGCCAUGGCUAAGGUUCAAGACUUCAAUGCACAGAAUGUUGCCAAUGUUGCAGGAGCGUUCGCUUCCAUGCGCCAAUCAGCACCGGGGCUUUUUCCGGCUCUGGCCCUGAGAGCAGCACAACUACUGCAAACAUUCAAGGAGCAAGAGCUUGCUCAAUUCUUAUGGGGUUGUGCUUCUCUGAACGAGUGCCCCCAUCCCUUGCUUGAUGCACUAGAUACUGCUUUUCAGAAUGAUACCAGUUUUCAGUGCCAUGUAUCUGAUUUAAAAUCAAGCGAGCAUCAGAGCUCAGCAGAAGAACUUUCUGGUGGAGAGGGUGGUAGCACUAGCAGUGCCCGUACACUGAACUUCAACCGAGAUCAGGUUGGGAAUAUUGCUUGGUCCUAUGCUGUUAUUGGGCAAAUGGACCAUCCAUUCUUUUCGCAUAUGUGGAAAACUCUGAGCCAAUUCGAAGAGCAACGGAUUUCGGAUCAGUAUAGAGAAGACAUGAUGUUUGCUUCACAGGUUUAUCUUGCAAACCAGUCUUUGAAGCUUGAAUACCGAAACCUUGGACUGUGCUUAAGAAGUGAUCUUGAGGAGAAAAUAACAAAAGCUGGAAAGAGCAAAAGGUUCAAUCAGAAGACAACCUCUUCAUUUCAAAAGGAGGUUGGCCGUCUUCUCUAUAGUACAGGGCAUGAGUGGGUUAGAGAAUAUGCAAUCGAUGGUUACACUGUUGAUGCCGUGUUAGUUGAUGAGAAGCUUGCAUUUGAGAUAGAUGGGCCGACACACUUCUCUAGGAAUUUAGGUACACCAUUAGGUCACACAGCAUUUAAACGACGCUACAUUGCAGCUUCUGGGUGGAAGUUGGUUUCCUUGUCUCUUCAAGAGUGGGAGGACCUACAAGGUGAGUUUGAACAAUUGGAAUAUUUGAGGAGAAUAUUAGACAUAGAAGCUGAAUAA